AUGGCUGACGCGAUGGUGCAGCCGGCGCCAACACCACCAGCCCAGCCCGCCGCGGCGGUGGUAGCGCGCCAGCUCACGGUGAGCCAGUCGCCCUUCCCAGACAUCUCUGUCGACAUCCCUUCGAGCAUCCCCACAAGCAUUCCUACAAACAUCCCCACGACCAUUCGCGCACCGGGAGGGAACACGACGCUUUCCGUGACGCCCUCGAGCACGGCAGACCCGAACGGGGCCGCGGCGGGUCUCGGGGAGGGCUCUUCGGGUGCCGCUGUCUACGGCGCGCUCGUUGCUGUCGCUCUGGUCGUCUUGCGAUAG
This is a messenger RNA of Pyricularia grisea, 312 nucleotides long. RefSeq lists its product as uncharacterized. The record is from RefSeq and is a predicted model, not a curated record. Lineage: Eukaryota; Fungi; Ascomycota; Sordariomycetes; Magnaporthales; Pyriculariaceae. The transcript has a single exon. The coding region runs from base 1 to 312 and encodes 103 amino acids.